UCGACGGUUUGGCUACACGCAUACAGAUGUCAGCAGAGUUUCUCAAUCUGUCACAUUUCUAGGUGGAGUGUAUUCUGAGAAAGGAAAAAUCUGGACACUGCUGCUGGGAUAUUUUUUCCAUUCCCCCCUAUUUUAUAUCCAUUUUAAUGAACUUCCGAUGCAUCUUUUUAUAUUGAGACGCAAAGUUAUACUCAACCCGAUAUAUCUUUAAGUGUUUUUUUAGCUUUACUUCAGCCUAGGCUUGGAACAACACCCAUGCACUUGUGUCCAAAGUUACCAUGCUAAACCCCGCUAGCCUCUGCUACUUAACGUAGCUAUGCUUUGUGUAGGGCGGCUAAAAGAACUGUAGACGUAGAAGGAGCGCAGAGCUUGUUUGGGCGAAGAAGUUUGAGUAUUUGUUAGAAAUCCCGUUUAUCUUAAGUCGAAGCCGUCCAUCUGUCAGACAGAGGAGAUGGGACUACACCCGCUGGAAUUUAGUGAGUGCUAUCUGGACAGCCCGAGCUUCAGGGAGAAAAUAAAGGCGCACGAAGCAGAGCUGGACAAAACCAACAGGUUUAUCAAAGAGCUGUACAAAGAUGGAAAGAACCUCAUCAAUGCGACCAAGCAGCUCGGCAUGGCACAGCGAAAGUUUGCCCAGUGCCUUGGAGAGUUUCAGUUUGAGUAUAUUGGAGACGCAAAGACAGAUGAUGAAAGAUGCAUCGAUGAGUCUGUGCAAGAGUUCUCUUCAUUUCUCAAAAACCUGGAGGACCAAAGGGAGCUGAUGAUGAGAAACAUCACAGAAACAUUAAUGAAACCCCUGGAAAAGUUCAGGAAAGAUCAGCUUGGAGCAGUCAGGGCGGAGAGAAAGAAAUAUGAAAAGGAAACGGAGAAGUACUACAGCUCUCUGGAAAAGCUUCUGAACAUGUCGGCAAAGAAGAAAGAACCACAACUACAAGAGGCAGACAUCCAGGUGGAAACUAUGAGGCAGCACUUUCAAGAAGAGUCUCUAGACUACGUGUGCAAGUUACAGGAGAUCCAAGAACGAAAGAAGUUUGAAUGUGUGGAACCUAUCCUGGCCUUCUUUCAGACAGUCUUCACUUUUUACCAUCAAGGCUACGAACUCGCCAAGGACUUUGAAUAUUACAAAAGAUCACUACAGAUCAGUAUUCAGAAUACAAGGAGUCGAUUUGAGGGCGCACGGUCAGAGGUAUACGAGCUGAUGAAAAGGACCAAGCAGGCGCCCCAGGAAUACAGACAGACUAGUUCCAUUAGUUGUGAAGGCUAUCUUUAUGUACAGGAAAAGCGACCGCCUCCAUUCGGCUCAAGCUGGGUCAAACGUUACUGCACAUUUGUUAAAGAGCAGAAGAUCUUACACAUGGUGACUUUUGACCACAGAUCAGGUGGAAAGAUUGGAGAGACGGAGUCUGUCACACUAAAAUCCUGUCUGCGUAAAACCACCGACACCUUGGACAGGAGAUUCUGCUUAGAACUGGAUAUAACAGAUCGGCCCGGGACGGUGUUUACAGUGCAGGCCCUGUCUGAAGAUGACUUCAAGUUUUGGAUGCAGGCCAUGGGUGGGAAGGAACCUACUGGAGGCUAUCUCGGGAGGACUCUUUCAAAAGAAAGAGGAAUCGACGCCCAGUUGGAUGAUGUGGGCUUGAAUUUUGUGAAGAAUUCUAUCAGUGCGAUUGAAGUGCGAGGAAUUAAUGACCAAGGCCUGUACAGAAUUGGGGGGGUGAGCUCCAAAGUUCAAAAGCUUCUAUCACUAAUGAUCGAUGAGAAGAGCAAAGAAGUGGAUCUUUCCGCCAGUGAAGACUGGGAUAUUAAGACAAUAACAAGUGCGCUGAAGCUUUAUUUGAGGAGCCUGCCAGAGCCUCUGAUGACCUAUGGACUUUACAAGGAGUUCAUCAGCCUUGCGAAGGGGGACAGUCCUGAGUCUCGCAUCCAAGCCGUCCACUGCUUGAUUCACAAGCUCCCAGAGAGAAAUCGACAAGUCCUCGGGCUGCUUAUGAAGCAUCUGGCCAAUGUGGCAGCGCACAGCAAGCAGAAUCUGAUGACUGUGGCCAACCUGGGUGUGGUGUUUGGUCCGACAUUGAUGAGGCCGCAGGAGGAGACGGUCGCUGCCAUCAUGGAUCUAAAGUUCCAAAACAUUGUGGUUGAAAUCCUCAUGGAACACCAUGAAAAGAUUUUUACAGAUGCUCCCGAGUUAAGUUCCCCUGCCUCUAAUGAACCCGUAGCCUCUGCUCCCACAAGACAGUCCAAGAAAGUGAGUCGACAGAGCCGCCCCUUGGCUGUCUACAACCCUCAAGUCCUUGACAUUCAGAAUGCGGUGGGGAAUAAUUGCAGCCUGGCGACAGAUGAGACAUCAAUGGGCAGCAACGAGUCCGUAUCGUCCCAGUCAUCGACGGCCUCGGCCUCAGAGGUUUCUACAGAGAAGACCGAGCAUGCAACUCUGUGUUCCAGCCUGAGCUCAGGCAGCAGCUCCCGAUCCACUACAGCUGCAGCCUGUUCUUCUGCUCCUGAAGCUCCAAGUGAGAGUCCGCCUCUUGCCAGCACAGCCGCAUCAGAAAAAGACAAGGAGAAGCCAGAGGAGAGUGUCACCGGCAGGAAAGCCAAGGCGGUGUACCCGUGUGAGGCAGAGCACGACUCGGAGCUCUCCUUCCAGGCCGGUGCAAUAUUCAAUGCUGUGAUCCAGUCAAGAGAGCCGGGGUGGCUGGAGGGGGAGCUAGAGGGAAAGAGGGGCCUCAUCCCUGAAAACUAUGUGGAGAUGCUGUAAAACCAAAAAUGGAGAUAUUUAUGGACACUUUUUCAUCUUCAUCAAGGACCGUUUUAAGUGCGUUUGCUCCAUCUGGGCUCAGAGUGCUCAGAAGCCGCCAAAGCAGCACCACCGUCCAUUAUUACUAAUGAACUGUUGUGAACACACAUACACAUGAGUUUUGACUGACAAGUAGGGUUUGUGCCACACGCGCAAACCAUACAUUGAAUUUAUUUUUUAUCAACCAAAAAAAAAAAAGUCCAAAGAUGCACGAUUGUGAUGCAAAACAGGGAUUUCACUGAAGAGUGGUGUGCUAUAUAUGUAUUGCUGCAACAGCCAAGUAAUGUCACAGUGAAACAGAGGAUGGUGUCUGAGCUCCUUCUCCUCUGCCCACUUAUACAUGGUAUCCAUGAGCUCAAGGAGAGAUCCUCAGAAAUCCAAAGGAAAAAAUGUCACCGCUGUAGCUUUUCAUGGUCUCAUCCACGAGGUAGUUUUAGUUGGCGUUAAGCAUCAAAACCCAAAGCAUGCCGUGAAAAUGUCCAAGCAUUUUUGUUUUUUUGCUUUUUGCUUUGCUAUUUAAAAAAAAAUGUUUAUUGAUUAUAAAGAGGCACAUUGAUGAUAUAAUUUCCUGUCACAAUAUUUGCAUGAGAUUUUAGACACAUUUCUACUGUUUCUGUUCUUUGUGCUCUUAAUGUAGAAACACAAGCAUCAGUGUCAACAACAGCAGAAACAACAUUAAAAAACAAGUCGUUUGUGUACCGUUGCUCCUAAUAUUAAAAGAAAAAUCAAACACUCCAGUGGGGCUGACUUACAAACAUCACACCUUUUUUUUUUUUAUAAACAUAUACCUGUUGUAUUCAUUUCCUAAUCUGAGUCACGACCAAGUUUAGUUCCUUCAGGUUAUCAAUGGGUUUUAAAUUUUGUGGUUUCAAUUGGUUUUAACAUUUUGCUCAGUGUUGCAUGUCAGACCUUGUUUGCAAUGCAAAAA
Oryzias latipes (Japanese medaka) is the source of this 3722-nucleotide messenger RNA. Its product is annotated as rho GTPase-activating protein 10. Gene Ontology annotation, molecular function: GTPase activator activity; protein binding. Gene Ontology annotation, biological process: signal transduction. Gene Ontology annotation, cellular component: cytoplasm. The record is from RefSeq and is a predicted model, not a curated record. Lineage: Eukaryota; Metazoa; Chordata; Actinopteri; Beloniformes; Adrianichthyidae.